CUUUCUUUUAUUAAAAUCUUGAUAACGAUGGAUUCGAUUAAGAAACGCUCUAGGUCCCAUUCGCACUCCCCUUCUAGGAAGCAAAGGAAGCGUUCAACGUCAAGUAAAAAGAGACAUAAACCAAGGAAAUCUAGAUACGACAGUUCUACAUCGUCCAGUUCAUCAUCUGACACUUCUGGUUCCGAUUCAUCGUCUAGCGAUGAUAGCAGAAAACGCCGAAAGGAAAGAAAAAGAAAAAAGAAAAUGUCACGAAGGAAAAGAGACAGUUCCUCAGAUUCAAAUUCAUCAUCUCAAGAUAGAAAGAAGAGGAAAAAAGAGAAGAAAAAGAAGAAGAAGAAGAAAUUAAAGAAAAAGAUAAAAGAAGCAAAGAAAUUACAAGAAAACUCAAACAAAGAAAUCCAAGGUAUUUCUGUGCCCUCACAAGCUGUAGGUCAACAGAAAGGGGAAGACAAGGCGUCAUCAGCAGGACCAGCACCUAGGAUUUUGAAGCCAAUGACAAAAGAGGAAUGGGAGAAACAGCAGAGUGUUGUUCGUCGGGUGUAUGAUCCAGAGACAGGUAGAAACAGAUUAAUCAAAGGUGAUGGUGAAGUUAUUGAAGAAAUUGUCAGCAGGGAGCGACACAAAGAAAUCAAUCAGCAAUCAACUAGAGGAGAUGGCUUGUUUUUCCAGUCCAAGAUGGGAUUAUUACCAAAGUGAUGUGUCUUGACAUUCCGAACUGAACAAACCUAUUUCAGCUCUGAAGAUAGUUUAUAUCAUUCCUUUCUAGAUAGAAAAAUCUCCAAUACUAGCUAGAUGUGUCUAAUUCUGGAAGGACAAAUUGACAGCACACACAUGUACCAGCUGAGAUAAUGUAAAGCUGUUUUUAUAUUGAAUGAAUGACCAAGUUUGUUUUGACCAAAUAAUUUUGGUCUGGAGCAUGCAUUGCUUGGUGAAGAGGAAUGACCCCUGCUGGUAAGAAGGUGGAGCCCUGAAGGGAAAUGUGAAUGUCAACCUAAUCUAUCUUUUCGUUCAGCUCUGUACAAAUUUCAUCUAGCUGUGAAUUGGGCUUUAUUUACGGAUUGGCUCAUGAAAAUUUAUGCGGGACAGAGGAGCUGGUAGGGGGCAAACAACAUGCAACCUAAGGGACAGAGGAGCUGGUAGGGGGCAAACAACAUGCAACCUAAGGGACAGAGGAGCUGGUAGGGGGCAAACAACAUGCAACCUAAGGGUCAAAGGAGCUGGUAGGGGGCAAACAACAUGCAACCUAAGGGUUAAAGGAGCUGGUAGGGGGCAAACAACAUGCAACCUAAGGGUCAAAGGAGCUGGUAGGGGGCAAACAACUUGCAACCUAAGGAGCAGAGGCAACGGUAGGGGACAAACAACAUGCAACCUAAGGGACAAAGGAGCUGGUAGGGGGCAAACAACAUGCAACCUAAGGGUUAAAGGAGCUGGUAGGGACAAGCAACAUGCAACCUAAGGGUCAAAGGAUCUGGUAGGGACAAACAACAUGCAACCUAAGGGUCAAAGGAGCUGGUAGGGGCAAACAAUAUGCAACCUAAGGGUCAAAGGAUCUGGUAGGGACAAACAACAUGCAACCUAAGGUCAAAGUAUCUGGUAGAGAGCAAGCAACAUGCAACCUAAGGGUCAUACAAGAAAAUGUGAAUACAAAAGUAAGUUGAAAUGUAUUGUAAAAUUGUAGAGUGUCAAAUCAAGGUUUUGGACACUAUUGUUAAUAUUUAUUCUUAGCUAUGCAAAGUUUUUAUUGAUAAAAAGAGUUUUUUUAAUUAUGCUUUGAAAAUUUCAUCAGAGAGUUCUUACAGAAUACUUUUGUUACACAUGUAUGUUACUGGUAUGAAUACUAUUGUAAGGAUGUUAAGUUUGUUUUUUUCAUUAUAACUUUUAACUUCACUUUCAUCAAACAACUUCAUCUUAUCAUGCAAUUUUACACAAUCCUAUUCACUGAAGAAAUUAGAUAAAAUGAGAUUCAUCAGCAUUACAAUAAGAUGGUUCUGUAUAAUUUCCCUUACCUAAAGUUUAAUGCAAGUAAAAUAAUGGGUACAUUGUCAUAUUGUACACAUAAGUUAGCGUUCCAUGUUUGUUGGUUACUUACAGUUUUCAAUUUUGUUGAAUAAAUUCACAGUAAUUAAA
Molecule: messenger RNA, 2127 nt
Organism: Ylistrum balloti
Lineage: Eukaryota; Metazoa; Mollusca; Bivalvia; Pectinida; Pectinidae
Product: ADP-ribosylation factor-like protein 6-interacting protein 4
Exons: 5
Coding region: 28-696 (222 amino acids)
Source: RefSeq, a predicted model, not a curated record